Molecule: messenger RNA, 6430 nt
Organism: Perognathus longimembris pacificus (Pacific pocket mouse)
Lineage: Eukaryota; Metazoa; Chordata; Mammalia; Rodentia; Heteromyidae
Gene: Cblb
Product: Cbl proto-oncogene B
Exons: 19
Coding region: 219-3170 (983 amino acids)
Biological process (GO): cell surface receptor signaling pathway; negative regulation of epidermal growth factor-activated receptor activity
Cellular component (GO): plasma membrane; membrane raft
Molecular function (GO): SH3 domain binding; calcium ion binding; phosphotyrosine residue binding
Source: RefSeq, a predicted model, not a curated record
CGGGAGCGUGCCAGAACGGGCGAUUACACAUUCCCCGCCCAAGCGGCGCCCCCUCAGCGCACCGGGGUCUGCGUGCGUGGAGAAGUGAGACCCGCGCACACGCGUGUCUCAGGACAGCCGGGGCGCCGUCAGGCGAGGCGUGCUCAGGGCGCCGGGGCAAGAGAGAAGCGCUGCUUUCUGGAUCGGAAGACGGACGGGUGGAGAACUAAAGAUUCCACAUGGCAAACUCCAUGAAUGGUAGAAACCCUGGGGGUCGAGGAGGAAACCCCCGAAAAGGUCGCAUUCUGGGUAUUAUCGAUGCUAUUCAGGACGCGGUUGGGCCCCCCAAGCAAGCAGCUGCGGAUCGCAGGACUGUGGAGAAAACUUGGAAACUCAUGGACAAAGUGGUAAGACUGUGCCAAAAUCCCAAACUGCAGUUGAAAAAUAGCCCGCCAUAUAUACUUGAUAUUUUACCUGAUACAUACCAGCAUUUGCGACUCAUAUUGAGUAAAUAUGACGACAACCAGAAACUUGCCCAACUAAGUGAGAAUGAAUAUUUUAAAAUCUACAUUGAUAGCUUAAUGAAAAAGUCAAAACGAGCAAUAAGACUUUUUAAAGAAGGCAAGGAGAGGAUGUACGAAGAGCAAUCACAAGACAGACGAAAUCUCACAAAACUGUCCCUAAUCUUCAGUCACAUGCUGGCAGAAAUUAAAGCAAUCUUUCCCAACGGUCAGUUCCAGGGAGACAACUUCCGCAUUACUAAAGCAGAUGCUGCUGAGUUUUGGAGAAAGUUUUUUGGAGACAAAACCAUCGUCCCAUGGAAAGUAUUCAGACAGUGCCUUCAUGAGGUCCAUCAAAUUAGCUCUGGCCUGGAAGCAAUGGCCCUGAAGUCAACAAUCGAUUUAACUUGCAAUGAUUACAUUUCAGUUUUUGAAUUUGAUAUUUUUACCAGGCUAUUUCAGCCUUGGGGUUCUAUUUUGCGAAAUUGGAAUUUCUUAGCUGUUACACAUCCCGGUUACAUGGCAUUUCUCACAUAUGAUGAAGUUAAGGCACGGCUACAAAAGUACAGCACCAAACCUGGGAGCUACAUUUUCCGGCUAAGCUGCACUCGCCUGGGACAGUGGGCCAUCGGCUAUGUGACAGGGGAUGGCAAUAUCUUACAGACCAUACCUCAUAAUAAGCCCUUAUUCCAAGCCCUGAUUGACGGUAGCAGGGAAGGCUUUUAUCUGUAUCCUGAUGGACGAAGUUAUAAUCCUGAUUUGACUGGAUUAUGUGAGCCCACACCCCAUGAUCAUAUUAAAGUUACACAGGAACAAUAUGAACUAUAUUGUGAAAUGGGCUCUACAUUUCAGCUGUGUAAGAUCUGUGCAGAGAAUGACAAAGAUGUCAAGAUCGAGCCCUGCGGGCAUUUGAUGUGCACUUCUUGUCUAACAGCAUGGCAGGAGUCUGAUGGCCAGGGCUGCCCUUUCUGUCGUUGUGAAAUCAAAGGAACUGAGCCUAUCAUUGUGGACCCCUUUGAUCCUCGAGAUGAAGGCUCCAGGUGCUGCAGCAUCAUUGAUCCCUUCGGGAUGCCAAUGCUGGACCUGGAUGAUGACGAUGAUAGAGAAGAGUCAUUGAUGAUGAAUCGGCUGGCAAAUGUGCGAAAGUGUGCUGACAGGCAGAACUCACCAGUCACCUCACCAGGAUCUUCCCCCCUGGCCCAGAGAAGAAAACCCCAAACAGAGCCUCUCCAGGUCCCACAUCUCAGCCUGCCCCCAGUACCUCCUCGUCUGGAUCUCAUUCAGAAAGGCAUAGUCCGGUCUCCCUGUGGCAGCCCAACUGGCUCACCAAAGUCUUCUCCCUGCAUGGUGAGAAAGCAAGACAAGCCACUCCCAGCACCUCCUCCCCCCUUAAGAGACCCUCCUCCCCCUCCACCGGAGCGACCUCCCCCUAUUCCACCUGACAAUAGACUGAGCCGACACUUCCAUCAUGUGGAAAGUGUGCCUUCCAGGGACCAGCCAAUGCCUCUUGAAGCCUGGUGCCCCAGGGAUGUGUUUGGGACUAAUCCGUUGGUAAGCUGUCGCAUCCUGGGGGAUGGCUCUCCUAAGCCUGGAAUCACAGCAAGCUCAAACACAAAUGGAAGGCACAGUAGAAUGGGCUCUGACCCAGUGCUUAUGCGGAAACACAGACGCCAUGAUUUGCCUUCAGAAGGAGCCAAGGUCUUUUCCAAUGGUCACCUUGGGAGUGAAGAAUACGAUGUUCCUCCUCGGCUCUCUCCUCCCCCUCCACUUACUGCCCUUCUCCCUAGCAUAAAGUGUACUGGUCCGUUAGCAAAUACUCUUUCAGAGAAAACAAGAGAUCCAGUAGAGGAAGAUGAUGAUGAAUACAAGAUUCCUUCAUCUCAUCCUGUUUCCCUGAAUUCACAGUCAUCCCAUUGUCAUAACAUAAAACCUCCAGUUCGGUCUUGUGAUAAUGGUCAUUGUCUAUUGAAUGGAACACAUGGUAUGUCUUCAGAAAUGAAGAAAUCAAACAUCCCAGAGUUAGGCAUCUAUUUAAAGGGAGAUGUUUUUGAUUCAGCUUCUGAUCCAGUGCCAUUACCACCUGCCAGGCCUCCAACUUGGGACAAUCCAAAGCAUGGCUCUUCACUCAACAAGACGCCCUCUGAUUAUGAUCUUCUCAUCCCUCCAUUAGGUGAAGAUGCUUUUGAUGCCCUUCCCCCCUCGCUCCCGCCUCCUCCACCCCCUGCCAGGCAUAGUCUCAUUGAACAUACAAAACCUCCUGGCUCAAGUAGCCGACCCUCCUCAGGACAGGACCUUUUCCUUCUUCCUUCAGAUCCCUUCUUUGACCUAGCAAGUGGGCAAGUCCCUUUGCCUCCAGCUAGAAGACUGCCAGGAGAAAAUGCCAAAUCCAACAGAGUAUCACAGGAGUAUGACCAGCUCCCAUCAUCCUCAGAUGCCUCGCAAGCACCAGCCCGACCCCCCAAACCACGACCCCGCAGGACUGCGCCAGAAAUCCACCACAGAAAACCCCAUGGGCCCGAGGCCACAUUGGAAAAUGUGGAUGCAAAAAUUGCCAAACUCAUGGGAGAGGGAUACGCCUUUGAAGAGGUGAAGAGAGCCUUAGAGAUAGCCCAGAAUAACAUGGAAGUGGCCAGGAGCAUCCUCCGAGAAUUUGCCUUUCCUCCUCCCGUGUCCCCACGUCUAAACCUAUAGCAGCCAGAACUAUUGAACACCACAAUGCAAAGCAGUUGGCAGAUAUUCCAGGAGCAUGAAAGGAGAGGCUUGAGGAGAAUUCUCAAGCAAAGGAGUCUCCUCCUCAUGCGGCAUCUUGGGAAGGGAGGCCCGGAGCAGCUUCUCGGAAGACUGUGUGCUUGCUCAGGAUAUCGAGGCCGUGGCUUCCUUGUUUUUGCUAGCCAUACUUUGAAAUCAGGGUUAAACUGACAAAAUAAUUUAAAGACGUUUACUGCUCUCGAACUUUUGAAUCUGUGAAAUGCUUUUCCUUGUUUACACGUUGGCGAAGUUGCAGUUGGUGUUUGUUUGGAUCCCUGUACUGUGCUCCUGACGGCCCCUGGGUGGAGCUGUUAGGUCUGCUGUAACAUUUCCCAUCACUUCCCUCGCUGUCCACAUCAGCAGUGAAAGGAGCUCCUCAUCUCCAUCCUUCAACACCCGACCCCCAAACCCCAGGUCCAGUUUCAUUUCUCCCUUUUCCAGAUGUUUGGAAGGUUCUAAUUUUCAAUGUAUCAAACUAACGCAAAAAAAAAAAAGUGUGGUCUUCACUACUGAGUCUUUUCUUUGGAAAUGAUCACUGUCGAGAGAUGGGAAAAACCUGAUUGUAAAGCAUUUAUUUGUCAAUAAACUGCCUUUUAUAAGGUGUUUUAAAAAAAAAAAAAAAAAGAAAGUAAUGUUCAGGAGCUUGGUAUAGUUCUGUAAUCUUUUUUUUCAUAUUCUCUAUUUCUGUCAUCCCAGGAAUGCCACAAGGCUAUAAAAAUCAUAAAUACUAGAAAGCAGCUACUGCACCUUACAGUCCCGUACUGAAGGAAUGUAAUGAGGUCUCCAGAUAUGUAGGCUUGUAUUCCUUUCAGGCUUGCUGAAAGAGAGAGCCAUCUUCCUCAGAUAUGUCAAUAGGCUUCCGACAGAUAUCAUGAGCCUCUCUUUCCCAAUGUGGAAUCCAGUCCAUUUCCUUUUGUGUGAUUGGCACCCUGGUUCCUAAGAGCUAUGGGCCAUGCUUCACAUUGCAUUGUUAAGUGCCAGGGCUACUGCCAAAACAUCUAUCCAUAUUUUUCGCAAAAUUCUUCAUAAUUUUUUCCCUCAUCAAGUCAGGAUUCCUAUUUAAUUUUUAGGUUUUUCUCACUCAUGGCUCCAUUUGGUUCCAUCCAGUAUCCAAUCCAAUGAAAGAAAUGACAGUGGUUCGCUAUUUCUUGUGUAUGUGCACAAUGGAGAUUAGUCCUUCAAAAAGCUGUCAUUCAAACCUGUUUGAAUAAAUCUAGAAGUUUUUAUUGCUCUUCUACAAUGUGCUUGCACUCUUUGAUACUGUGUUUAUAAAGCACAACACCUCACAAGCUGAUUUUUUUGUAUAAUGUUUUGUUGUUUUGAUAGUUUUUUUUUAAAUAUACCAAAAGUCUCUGAUGGGUGAAAUCUGGAAAGUUCAUCACUGCUUCAGAAUUUUGCAAUCAUUUGCUUUCUUUUGUUCUUAAUAACUCAAAGGAGAAAUGUUACCAAAUUAUUUCUGUAUAAAAUUAUUUUACCCCUUGAUAGUUUUCUAAUUAUGGACUCAUGUUAUGGAGACAGCCAUGUUGAUCAGGGGAGAGAAACUAAUGCAUUCCUUUGCAAAGUGAUACUUGACUGACCUUGGAAGAAAUGUGGCUUUCAUGGGAUGAGAUACUUGAAGACUCACAGGACUUGCAUAGUUUGUGCUCUUAUAUGAAUAUGUUCAGGUGACUCAGAGCUAGUUAUGCCCCUAGGGGGAACUUUUACUUUGCCUUAGAUGCUCUUCUCGUGAGUACAUAUGAGUACAGUUUUUUACACUUUUUAAAAAUUGUAUUAGCCAAUUGUUGCUUUGUGAACUCCAUGUAGUAUCAUCAUAAUUUUUCACUUGAUUAUCAAUUUCUGAUAUCACAUUGGAAUAGCAUUUUCUAUUUUGGCCUAUUUUAUAUGACUUGCUGGUGACAGAUACAAUCAAAAAACCAAAAAUUGUCACUUCAUUGUUAUAACAUCCUUAAUAGAGAAUGAUGUAAAAUAGGAAUAGCAGGAACCACAGCAUGUUCUUGUCCAGUUUCCAAAUAAUAUGUGAAAUCUUUUAGUGAGACAUUUUUGAAAAGACAUGACAAAAUAGUAAAUUUGGAGUUGAUGUUGGAAAAAAUGUGCAGACUUUUACAAAAACUGUUCUAGUCUCCUGCCAAAAUCUCCGUCUUGUCCUCAAUAGUAUCCAUCACUUUGAUCCUAGGCAGCAGGAGUCAGAAAAGUUGUAAGUCAUGAAAAUUACAGAGGAAAACAUUAUGUACUGCCUAUGGUACCAUAUUCAAAAAUAUUUUCUGAGAAGUUAAUUAAACCUAAAUAUUUUUUCAUUUUAAAAAUGAUGACCUAUGAAUGCUUAGAAAUGAUCCAGACUUUGUUCACUGCAUCCACAAAGGUAAAUUCUCUUCCCAUUUCUCAGUUCUAUUUACAAUAGAAUUGUGUUAAGCCAGUUUUUAUCAUCAUCAAUAUUUUUUAAACCAUGGCAAAAGUUAAUUCCCUGCCCCCAAAUACAUCCAGGGUUAGAAAGAUACAAUGUGUCCUCAAUGAAAUUGAAGUAAAUAUUUUUUCCAGGAUCUGUUUUUCUCUCUUAGCCCCUAGUUAUAUUACAGCCAGAUCUAGAAUUGAAUCUGACCAUUGUAUGUGUAUGUGUAACCUGCAGUUUUGUUUUUUUCCCCACCAAUCCAACCUCUGGCUUUCUGUUUCCCCUUGCCAUGUUGCAAAGAGUCAUUAAUGAUAGAGACCCUAAUCACAACCUAAAAGGCAACAUUUGUUAGCUCAGUAUUUCACACACCAAGAACAUUUGCAAAGCAUUCUUCAUAAUGUGAACAUUAAAAUUUUCAGUUCCAAAAGCAUUUCCUUCAGUUUAGAUAUUACUUUUCCUCUCAGAUUUCCAACUUGAAGCUUUCAUUUGCACAGAUUUAUCUAACCUGAUUUUUUUAAAGCCUAUAUGAUAUGGACAGAUUUGGCAGUAAAAUACAGCAUAUUUUAUAUAAUAACACAGGUACUACCUGUUAACCUGGAAUUUUAGUGCUACUAAGAAGAGUUCCCAGGGGAGGAUAAAGACAACAAUGGAGUGAAGAGUUUUCUUCCCAAUUAGUAUUUCAUUGUUUUAAAAAUGCCUUUUGAAACUUGUCCAAUGUGACAAAAUAGUUGUGUUCAAUUCUGGUUAUGAUUAUGUAACCUUAAGUACUAUUAUAUCUGUUCUUUUAAUGUAUUUUAUAAAAGAAAUGUUAACAAAA